Triticum turgidum subsp. durum (durum wheat) is the source of this 1011-nucleotide messenger RNA. The record is from the annotation of a GenBank genome assembly. NCBI's taxonomy places the organism in Eukaryota, Viridiplantae, Streptophyta, Magnoliopsida, Poales, Poaceae.
AUGGUGGCCGCCAAGCACCCGUGUCCCUCGCAGCUCGCCGACGUGUGGCUGCUGCUCAGCUCCUCCCUCCACAAUGUCGUCCCCUUGCUCUCGGAUGUGCAGCCCAAUUUCCCCCGCGAUAUCCUCCACAGCUUCCACACAUUGGUCAAGGAGACGGCACAUUUCCCACAUCCUCCUCCUGAUGGCAGCCUCGUCAGGCCAUGGAAACUUGCUGCCCGUUGCCGCAAGCACGCCGCCAAGCUGACCUACCAGCAUUCGUGGUCACUGACGCGAGUGCUCCUCGACACGAUCCAUGGAUUCUACCUGCAGGCUCUUGCCAGAUUGCCGGUUGGUUACCACCGCAACCUGCUCGAUGCUGGACAUUGCUACGGCCCGUUCGACCCCGUCUGGAACAUCAUCGUCAACACCAUCUGGUACCAAGCCACCUUCCCACCACUGAGUCAGCAAGACGAGCUCGACAUUGUCGGCACAUUGUGCCUUAUGCGGAUUGAAGCACGAUCCUUCUACGGACUUGUCUCCUUCCUCUGCACCUGUUACCAAGAUCUCGACACCGAUCAGGCCAUAAGGUUCCUGCUCGACACGGCACUCAAUUUGUCCGCGACAAAGCACUGCAGCAGUGUCAAGGAAGAACAAGAAGCCUACCGGGCUGCUGCCAUUGCGGCAUGGCACCCCAGACCCGACGCCCAAGCAGGAUUCCUCAGUUCAUUAAAGGCGAUGUUGGUAGCGCCUCAUGUCCUGUCACUGCUACAAGAUGGAGGCCAGUAUCAGCUCUCCUCUCAGUGUGUCCACCAGCUACUCACGCUAUUGUGCUCUGAAUACCAUUCCAUUGUUGGUGUCCCAACCCAUCAGCAGAGGCCAGCUCCCGUUUCUGAACGACAGUUCCAUUUUACCAUGUCUGAGGGACGUAAACAGCGAAGGGCUCAUAGAAGGAUCUCCGCAAAGGUCAAGGCUGCACUAAGGAGAUAUGAGAAGCAGAAUACAGUCCUGACAACUGCGAAGGCUCGGGUUUGA